Messenger RNA from Physcomitrium patens, 1086 nucleotides. NCBI's taxonomy places the organism in Eukaryota, Viridiplantae, Streptophyta, Bryopsida, Funariales, Funariaceae. The record is from RefSeq and is a predicted model, not a curated record.
AUGAAUUUGGGUGAAGCAUUCCAGAACUCGUUCGGGCAGAGGUGCGAGGAAAAGGAGCCUGUGGUUGAAGAAGAAGCAGCAGAUAAUAGUGUUACGGAUAACCGGGACUCACUCACUCCCCAACUGCACCGACAUGUCGUUCCCAUAGCACCUCAAUUACCGCACCUGGAUUGGCCUGUCGCCUCUCCCCCUGCGGAUAGACUGAUAGGGCCAUGGCCACCCAAAGAGGCACACCACUGCACUCCACGCUCAAGCUCUCAUCCUCUGUGUCCAAUUCCCUUGCUAUUUUGUGCAUUCGAUUUGCUUGUGAGUGUGUGUGCGUGGGGUCUGGCUAUGGCAGGUCUCCAGGCUGCGGCUGUAUCACAGCUGAGUUGCGUCGAUGCGCUCUCCGCCUCUUUCCAAGCUCUUGAGACCAAGGCGGCCCGUCCCCAUGGCGUCGCGCAGGGGAUGUACCCCUGCGGUGGAUGUGGAGUGCGCUCCGAGAUGGGGUUUGUGACGAGGAGCAGAGGUAGCAUGAGGAUGGUGAGGGUGAAUUCUUCCGCGGAGCGUGGACCCAGUGGUGACGCAGGCAGUGCGCCUCCGUCCACCACCAAGAAGGUUAGUAGCAUCCUGUGCAAGAACUGCGACGGGAACGGGGCGGUGGCGUGCUCGCAGUGCGAGGGAGGAGGCGUGAACACGGAAGACCACUUCGGUGGCCGCUUCAAGACUGGCCAAACGUGCUGGUUGUGUCGUGGGAAGCGCCAGAUGCUUUGCGGGGACUGCAAUGGAGCUGGGUUCAUGGGAGGGUUCAUGAACACGCAGGACGAGUGAGGAAUGCGUUGGUUUGAGGGUUGGCGGAGAUUCCGUCGCUUUGGUCCAGCUGGAGAACGCCCCUCCUUCACUAUUUGCGAAUUCUCCGUGGCUGUGCUAAACCUAAGUGACUAGGGUUGGGUUUUGUAGUAGUAGUUCGUGGAGCGUAGGACUUCUCACUCUUAUUCGUGGUUUGAUGAAUUAUGUAACAUUUUCUAUCCCCUACACUGAUGUAUUCUACAUUCCAAUGAGUCGGAAACUUAAGCUGUGAAUUUCUGAAUUUCUGAAGUUCGUGUA